AUGAAGCCAAGUACAGGAAAGAUAAAAAUCGCGAUCGACCGAGGAGGUACCUUCACAGACAUCUGGGCCAGCAUUCCGGGACAUCCAGACGUUGUCCUCAAAUUACUUUCUGUCGACCCAUCCAACUAUGAAGAUGCGCCCACAGAAGGCAUUAGGCGUGUGCUCUCCCUCUACUACGGCAAAGUGGUUCCGCGAGGCACCCCCCUUCCGAAGGCAGACCUUGAGUUUAUCCGCAUGGGAACAACCGUGGCUACGAAUGCGCUACUCGAACGAAAAGGCACUCGACACGCGUUUCUGGUGACAAAGGGAUUUCGCGAUCUGCUGGACAUCGGCUACCAGUCCCGGCCGCAACUCUUCGACCUCGACAUUGUCAAGCCGGCCGUGCUGUACGAUGAAGUUCGUGAGGUCAAUGCUCGAGUGACAAUUGAGGGAUUUGACGAAGAUGUCAAUGGCGAUUUCAAGUGCGAUGAAGAAAUUCCCGGAGUUCUUGUCCGUGGCACAAGCGGCGACAUGGUGCGGAUACUCAGACCGCUUGACGAGGAAGAAGUCCGUGACACUCUUAGCGACCUCCGUAAGAGCGGAGUUGACACUCUGGCUGUCUGCUUCACCCACUCCCAUGUAUUUCCUGACCACGAAGUUCGGGUAUACCAGAUGGCCCUAGACGAGGGCUUCACCCACGUAUCCUUGUCAUCUGCUGUCGCUGCAAAUAUGAUCAAGAUGGUACCGCGUGGGAGCUCCGCGUCGGCAGACGCAUACCUAACUCCAGAGAUUAAGAAAUAUUUGACAGGGUUUGUGCAGGGCUUUGAGGAUGGCAACCUGGAUGGUGUGAGAUGCGAUUUUAUGCGGUCUGAUGGAGGCCUGGUUAGCUACAACCACUUUAGUGGUCUGAAAGGAAUUCUGAGCGGGCCAGCAGGUGAGGGUAUAGCUAGUGGUGUGGUCGGCUACGCACGCACCACAUACAGUGAUAUAUCCAGGACUCCUGUAGUCGGCUUCGACAUGGGGGGUACAUCAACAGAUGUGUCACGGUAUGGAGGGCAUCUCGAGCAUAUAUUUGAGAGCACGACUGCUGGAGUGACGAUCCAGAGCCCACAGCUCGAUAUCAACACGGUCGCUGCAGGCGGCGGCUCCAUUCUGUCGUGGAGAAACGGCCUUUUCACAGUUGGUCCAGAGAGUGCAUCAUCGCAUCCUGGACCUGCCUGUUAUCGGAAAGGCGGGCCCUUGACAGUGACUGACGCGAACCUCUUCCUUGGUCGGUUACUACCCGAGUAUUUCCCCAAAAUAUUUGGCAGGGCAGAAAACGAGCCUUUGGAUGUUGACGUUGUUAGGCGGAAGUUUGAUGAAUUGACAGCCACUAUUAACUCCGAAACAGGAAGGUCCAUGAGUCCGCGGGAAGUAGCCUGUGGAUUCCUGGACGUUGCUAAUGAAUCCAUGUGUCGACCGAUCCGUGCAUUGACUGAAGGAAAGGGAUAUGAUAUAGGAAGACACAAUUUAUGUGUCUUUGGAGGCGCUGGAGGGCAACACGCGUGCGAUGUUGCACGCAAGUUGGGCAUCCCAACCGUGAUUAUUCACAAAUACUCGAGCAUUUUAUCUGCAUAUGGUAUGGCGCUCGCAGACGUGGUGGAAGAGGCGCAGGAGCCGGUUAACGAAAUAUUCGGGCAUGAAUCCUGUGGGAGACUCGACAACCGACUACUGCGUCUUCAAGAAAAGGUGUGCCAUCAGUUAAACGGCCAGGGUAUUGCAGAUGAUGAUAUGGUAUAUCAAAGAUAUCUCAACAUGCGCUAUCAGGGAACCGAAACGGCCAUCAUGGUACUCGAACCUCUGGACCGCGACUUCAAGGAGGAAUUCAAGAGGAUGCAUCUCCGGGAAUUUGCGUUUCUCUUCCCUGAUGACAGGCCUAUCCUUGUGGAUGAUGUACGAGUCCGAGGAAUUGGUUCUCGAGGACUUCAGAGAUCAGAUGGGCGGGUAGUGGAAGAGGAAUUAGGAAACCCAUCCUUCAACGCCGUAUUGUUGCAGACGGCAGAGCAGACGAUGCAGACAAGGGUCUAUUUCCGCCGGCAUGGGACGUGCCGUGCACCUGUAUUCCUACUGGAUAAACUGGCUCCCUUUACCCUCAUUGCUGGACCGGCUAUCAUCAUUGAUCAGACUCAGACCCUAGUGGUUGCCCCCGGUGCAGAAGCCAAGGUCUUGAGCAACCACGUAGUCAUACAGAUUAGACCUAUGUCACCUGGUGGAUUCUUCCGGGAUUCGAAAACUGUCGACAACAUUCAGCUCUCGGUAUUCGCGCACCGUUUCAUGAGUAUCGCUGAGCAAAUGGGCCGAGCCCUGCAGAAAACGGCCGUAUCAUUGAAUAUCAAGGAGCGUUUGGACUUCUCCUGCGCGCUUUUCGGGCCAGAUGGAGGCCUCGUGGCAAAUGCUCCCCAUGUGCCAGUGCAUCUAGGUUCCAUGAGCUACGCAGUCAAAUACCAACACAAUCUUCACAAAGGGAAGCUUGCUCCUGGAGAUGUACUGGUGGCUAACCAUCCUGAGGCAGGCGGUACUCACCUGCCAGAUAUCACCGUGAUAACUCCGGUUUUCGACAAGGCCGGAACCGAGAUCGCGUUCUAUGUGGCUUCCCGUGGACACCACACCGAUAUAGGAGGCCUUGGUGGUACGUCCAUGCCACCCAACUCCACCGAAUUAUGGCAGGAGGGCGCUGCAAUCAGGUCGUUCAAGCUGAUUCACGCGGAGAAGUUCGACGAAGACGGAAUCACACAAAUGCUUCGCCGUCCCGGCGAGUAUCCAGGAUGCAUAGGAAGCAGGCAUAUACCGGACAAUAUCUCCGACCUCAAGGCCCAGGUCGCUGCAAAUCACAAGGGCAUGAAUCUAGUGCGAUCUCUGAUCGAUGAGUUUACUCUCCCAAUGGUGCAGUUGUACAUGAAGGCUAUCCAGUCCAACGCUGAAUGGGCCGUCAGGAGAUACCUUCGUUCCGUUCUCACGCAGAUGGGUCCUCGCCUGUUGUCGGAAGACCAGAUGGAUAAUGGGUCGUUAAUCAAGCUCGCCAUUACAAUUUCCGCUGAUGGCUCAGCGGUAUUUGACUUUACAGGGACCGGUUGUGAACUGCUUGGCAAUAUCAACGCACCCCCGGCCAUCACUCACUCCGCUAUCAUAUACACCUUGCGUCUCCUCAUCGGUACCGACAUUCCCCUGAAUCAGGGCUACCUUGCGCCGAUAGAGGUCAUCCUUCCCAAGGGUACAUUCUUGAACCCAUCCUCCGGACCCGCAGUCUGUGCAGGAAACACCCAAACCUCCCAGCGAAUAGUGGAUGUCAUCCUCAAGGCCUUCCGCGCGGCGGCAGCCUCCCACGGCUGUAUGAACUGUAUAGGGUUCUUUGGCGAGGGUGGGACGGAUUCCGAAGGGAAGAAGCUCACCGGAUAUGCUUAUGCAUUCGGAGAGACGAUCUGUGGUGGGUCCGGGGGAACGCCUGCCCGGGCCGGGGCUUCGGGCGUGCAUACGCAUAUGACCAACACCAGGAUUACUGAUCCCGAGAGCCUGGAGAAACGUUAUCCGGUUAUCCUUCGGGAGUUCGCCAUCCGCCCCGGCACCGGAGGAAAAGGCAUGCACAGGGGCGGCGAUGGUGUGGUCCGAGACAUCGAGUGCCGGGCUCCACUAAGCUUCAGCGUCAUCACAGAGCGACGUAGUGUUGCUCCGUACGGGAUGAACGGAGGCGAGUCAGGAGAGCGCGGGGCGAACUACUGGGUCCGGAGGGUGAAGACUGAUGAAGGGGAGGAAUGGCGAUGGAUUAACAUGGGCGCAAAGAACAUGGUGCGCAUGGAGGCAGGUGAUCGUUGUGUAAUUCACACUCCCGGCGGAGGUGGAUGGGGAAAGGUUGGUAUGGACGACACAACGGAUGGGAUUGAUGGGUACUCUAUUCAAUACCCUCGAGCGGCAGGGAGUGUGGCUGCCUUCCUAAUGGCGCAGGAGAGAUCUGCGUGA
This is a messenger RNA of Aspergillus ibericus CBS 121593, 3972 nucleotides long. Its product is annotated as 5-oxoprolinase. Gene Ontology annotation, biological process: glutathione metabolic process. Bases 1 to 3972 code for a protein of 1323 amino acids. The transcript has 8 exons. Lineage: Eukaryota; Fungi; Ascomycota; Eurotiomycetes; Eurotiales; Aspergillaceae. Gene Ontology annotation, molecular function: 5-oxoprolinase (ATP-hydrolyzing) activity. Gene Ontology annotation, cellular component: cytosol. The record is from RefSeq and is a predicted model, not a curated record.